This is a messenger RNA of Cylicocyclus nassatus, 606 nucleotides long. NCBI's taxonomy places the organism in Eukaryota, Metazoa, Nematoda, Chromadorea, Rhabditida, Strongylidae. The record is from the annotation of a GenBank genome assembly.
AUGGAGACAGUCAAGCGUCAGGCUACAAGACACGCUAGGUCUACAGCCAUCAUGAUCGACAGCGGCGAAUCAUAUGUUAUAACCACAGUUCUAGUCUACUUCAGUAUUGUAUAUCUUGUCGUAUCAUGUAAAGGAAAAAAGAAGGAAAUGCAACAGUCAUCCGCUGGUUCAAGUGACAGUGGCGGCAGUUUAAAAAAGCCAAGAGCUCCCGAACAGAAAGGAAUGGCGGGCACAUUUGAUCCGAAUUAUCAAACACUCGCAAACGUGCAAGACCCGUUUGCUGCUCCUGGCGGAAUACCCGGAGCUCCGGGUGUCCCUGGUGCUGCGCCUCCUCAGCCUCCGAAACCACCCGCCGGAGGAGGAAUGGCAGGAACGUUUGAUCCAAACUAUCAAACGCUCGCUAACAUUCAAGGUGAUGUGUUUGGGGCGGAUAAAGCAGCAGGAGUAGGAGCAGCGGCUGCAGGAAAAGGAGAUGUUCCUGCACCAGCUGCACCACUGCAAAUAAAGCCGGGCACAGGUGGAGUAGCAGGAACAUAUGAUCCUAAUUAUCAAACUCUGGCUGGGAUGAAUGCGGAUGUUUUUGGAAAAGAUAAAAAAGCCGCGUGA